This is a messenger RNA of Ricinus communis (castor bean), 1804 nucleotides long. Its product is annotated as trihelix transcription factor GTL1. The record is from RefSeq and is a predicted model, not a curated record. NCBI's taxonomy places the organism in Eukaryota, Viridiplantae, Streptophyta, Magnoliopsida, Malpighiales, Euphorbiaceae. Bases 687 to 1709 code for a protein of 340 amino acids. The transcript has 2 exons.
GUGUAGUACCCAGUUGCAAUCAUGCUAAUGCUGGCAGCACCCUAUCUUUUUCUCUCCCAAUCUAACUUUCCCUUGAAAAAGAGCUUAAAAACCUCUCUUUUCUCUCUCUCCCUCUCUCAAAUAUGUCAGUGUUAGUGGAUCUUUUAUUGGUUCUUUCUUCUUCUUCUUCUUCUUCUUCUUCUAUCUCUCUCGUAGUUUUCCCUCAGUUGUGGGUAUUGACAGUGGUGUGAAUAAGUAGCUAUAGAUUCCAAGUUUGAGGAUUUUCUGCAGAUCCUAUGAGGGGAGGGUGCAAAUUUUGUAAUAAAAGCUGAAAAGGAAUAAAGAAACAGAAAAAAAUUUAAGGUAAAGAGAAGUGAAAAAAUGGAGGUUGAUGCAAACUCAAUCUCAAGGUUUUACUACUGCCAUAGUACAAAAGCCCAUUUGUCUUAGAGUGAUGUUAAUGGAGGUGAUCCUCCUUGUUUAGAUGCAAACUUGCCUAAAUUAGCAAUCUUAGUGGGAUUUUGACUGGUUUGAAUACCCACAUCAAAUCAAGUCUCCAAAAAGAGAGCAAAAGACAGAUAAAGACCUAUUGGUCCCAUGUUUAUUUAUUUUCUUACCUCUCAAUCCUUCCUUCUUUAGACACUCGAAGAAUUUCUAGUCUUCCUCUCUCUUAGUUGCUCAGAAUUUUGCAUGCGUUUAACUUGGUAAUGGCUGAUCAAGGCGGGAAUAGCUUGAUAAGGGACUACAGGAAGGGAAAUUGGACAGUGAGUGAGACAAUGGUGUUGAUUGAGGCAAAAAGAAUGGAUGAUGAGAGAAGAAUGAAGAGAAGUAGUGACAGUGAAGGAAGAAGUAAACCAGCAGAGCUUAGAUGGAAAUGGGUUGAGGAUUAUUGCUGGAGAAAAGGAUGUUUAAGGAGCCAAAACCAGUGCAACGACAAGUGGGAUAAUCUCAUGAGAGAUUACAAGAAAGUGAGAGAUUAUGAAAGAAGAAUAGCUGAGAACGGAGAUGAGAAUGAAGCUUUAUCCUAUUGGAAACUUGAAAAGAAUGAGAGAAAAGACAAAAACUUGCCUAGCAAUAUGUUACUUCAGGUUUAUGAAGCUUUGGUGGGGGUGGUGGAGAGGAAGGGAAGCCAAAAAAUGGUGACUGUGACUACUAGUGCUGGUGGGUCAGCUUCCAAUCCAAAUAUUACCUAUGUGAUGGAAAGACCUAUUACUAGUGUUCAUCCUCCGUUGCCUCCCCUUCUGCAACAUCAAGUCUCAGUUUCAGUUCCUGUAUUACAUCCACGACUACCCCCACCACCACCGCCACAAGUGCAAGCAUCUCCUUCUCUUUCAUAUUCUCAGCCAUUGCCAGCAAUGUGUAAUAUUGGCUCAGAUUCUGACACAAGUGGGCAUUCAGACUCACCGGCAAAGAGGAGGAGGAGGAGGAGAGGAGGAGGAGGAGGCGGAGGAGAAGCAAGCAGUGGCGGGAGUGGAAGCACAUCACAAGAAGUGGGAAGUGCAAUCUCUAAAAGCGCUUCUAUAAUUGCAGAAGCCAUUCAGGCCUGCGAGGAGAGGAAAGAGAGAAGACACAGAGAUCUCUUGAGUUUGCAUGAGAGAAAACUUAAAGUGGAGGAAUCUAAGACUGAGAUUAACAGGCAAUGCAUCAGUGGUUUGGUUGAUGCCAUUAACAAUCUUGCUAAUUCAAUCUUUGCUUUGGCUUCCCAUAAGAACCAAUCAACUCCUAAAUAAUGAUUUAAUCAUGUUACAGCUUAGCCACAUAUUUAAUUAUCAUUAUUUUCUUUCUAUUCAUAUUUUAAUUAAUUAUUUUUCUUCUUCGGUCCCCA